CCUUUAUUUGCACCGCAUUUGUUCUCUUGAAUCUCUCUUUCUCUCUCUCUCUUUCUUUCUUUCUCAUCUGAAAUUCAUCACAGAGGAGAAGGAGAGAGAAAAGAGAAUGUUCCAUGCAAAGAAGCCGGCGAGUAUGAAUUCGAGUUCACAUGAAAGAGCCAUGUGUACUGUUCAAGGCGACUCUGGCUUAGUCCUCACCACCGAUCCCAAACCCCGACUUCGCUGGACCGCCGAACUCCACGAACGCUUUGUAGAUGCAGUUUCUCAGCUCGGAGGACCCGACAAGGCCACCCCCAAGACAAUCAUGAGAGUCAUGGGAGUGAAAGGUCUUACUCUUUAUCACCUCAAGAGCCAUCUUCAGAAAUUCAGGCUUGGAAAACAGCCUCAUAAGGAAUUCAGUGAUCACUCCAUGAAAGACGCUUCAGCUUUAGAACUCCAUCAACGAAAUUCAGCUUCUUCCUCGGGAUUAAUAGGACGUAGCAUGAAUGACAGUAAUGUUCACAUCACUGAUGCAAUCAGGAUGCAAAUGGAGGUGCAGAGAAGAUUGCAUGAACAACUAGAUGUGCAGAGACACCUUCAGCUGAGAAUUGAGGCUCAAGGAAAAUACAUGCAAACCAUCCUCGAGAAAGCUUGUCAGACAUUAGCCGGAGAGAACAUGGCGGCGGCCGCCGCCGGAAACAUGAACUAUAAAGGAGUAGUUGUGGCGGAUCAAGAUUUCGGUCCCCAAACAAAUUUUCCCUUGAUUCAAGACCUAAACAUUUACGGAGGAGGUAACAACGAUCAAAACCAUCAUCAACAACAACAACUCGAGCUUCAUCAUCAGAACCACAUGGAAAGACCGGCCCACCUCGAUGGAUUCAUGGUCCAAACAAACAACUUAGACGGCGGUUUCAUAUCACUUGGUAAGAAGAGACCAAACCCUUAUAGCAACAACAAUAACAACGGGAAAAGCCCCUUAAUGUGGCCAGACGAAAUUCGCGGUCUACAAGACCUAGGGUCGGCAGUAUCGACUCAAGAUGAUCAUUUCAAGAUCGAGACGGAGAAUUCGAACCAUCACCACCACAUGACGGAGAUGUUUGACACCAAACCGAUGCUCUCCGACGACUCCAUGGGAGAUCAAAAGAAGUUUGAUUCGUCAACAAAUAAGCUAGACCUACGACAUUCCCCAGCAAGAAGAACAAUUAUUUCACAUGGAAGAAGCUCUCCUUUCGGGUGAUUAUAUAUAUAUAAUUACAUCGAUCUUUUGUUAACAUUAAUUAAACUACUGUAUGAACAUGAAUUGUUACUUAAUUUCAUAAUAACUCAGUUUUUAUACAUUGCAUUGUUCUUAAUUAAUUACCAGUUAGAUUAAAAAUCUUUUCCA
Molecule: messenger RNA, 1363 nt
Organism: Impatiens glandulifera
Lineage: Eukaryota; Viridiplantae; Streptophyta; Magnoliopsida; Ericales; Balsaminaceae
Product: myb family transcription factor IPN2-like
Exons: 6
Coding region: 107-1216 (369 amino acids)
Molecular function (GO): DNA binding; DNA-binding transcription factor activity
Source: RefSeq, a predicted model, not a curated record